AGAGAGAAAGAGAGAUAGAGAGAUAGAGAGAUAGAUAGAGAGGGGCCGGGCAGAAGUGAGAGACAGUUUUAGUUUCAGCACUAGCGCGCACGGAAGACGGACCGGGUGUAAGUAAGCAGCCCCCUUUCCCCUGGCUCCACCAUCACAGACUCCUAAACAUGCCUUUCCCCUUCGGAAAAUCACAGAAGACUCCUGCCGAAAUCGUCAAGAGUUUAAAAGAGAACGUGGCUGGAUUGGAAAAACUUGAGCCAACGGAAACCAAGAAAUGUGAAAAGGUGACUGAAGAGAUGUCAAAGAGCCUGGCCUCCCUGAAGGAGGUCCUGUACGGCACCAGUGACAAGGAGCCGCAGACUGAGGCCGUGGCACAGCUGGCUCAGGAGCUGUACAACACCAACCUGCUGAUUGCACUGAUAGCCAACCUGCAGAGGAUAGACUUCGAGGGUAAGAAGGACGUGGUCCAGAUUUUCAGUAACAUCCUGCGCAGACAGAUUGGCACCCGGACCCCGACUGUGGAGUACAUCUCCUCCCACACACAGAUACUCUUCAUGCUGCUGAAGGGGUACGAGAGUCCGGAGGUGGCUCUGAACUGCGGGAUGAUGCUGCGGGAGUGUCUUCGUCACGAGCCGCUGGCCCGCACCAUUCUCUUCUCGGAGCAGAUGUACAACUUCUUCAGAUACGUGGAGCUGUCCACCUUUGACAUCGCCUCAGAUGCCUUUGCCUCCUUCAAGGACCUGCUGACCAGGCACAAGAUCAUGUGUGCGGACUUCUUGGAGACGAAUUAUGAUCGAGUGUUUACAGAGUAUGAGAAGCUGCUGCAUUCAGAAAAUUACGUGACCAAACGACAGUCUUUGAAGUUGCUGGGAGAGCUGCUGCUGGACCGACACAACUUCACAGUCAUGACCAAGUACAUCAGCCGGCCCGAGAACCUCAAGCUGAUGAUGAACAUGCUGAGAGACAACAGCCGCAACAUCCAGUUUGAGGCUUUCCACGUCUUCAAGGUGUUUGUUGCGAACCCCAACAAGACGCAGCCGGUGAUGGACAUCCUCCUGAAGAACCAGACCAAGCUGAUAGAGUUCCUCAGCAAGUUCCAGUCGGACCGUUCGGACGACGAGCAGUUCUGUGAUGAGAAGAACUACCUGAUCAAACAGAUCCGGGACCUGAAGAGACCCCCCGCGCCACAGGAGGGCUAGCCCUGAUCACCCCCGCCCCCUCCUCAACCUGCCCCCGUCCCUGAGGAAACAAGCACAUCCGGGCUCCGAAGAGACCCCCAGCACUGCAGGGGACCUGGCUCUGCUCAAUCUGCCCCUGCAAAAGUACAAUAACCCCUUGACCUGAGGAGACCACCAGGGCCACAGGAGGCCCCACUAACCCAGCCCCUGCAUCCGCUCCAAAGAAAACACACACGCACAGCCACCACCCUUGAGCACUGUAUCGCUGUCUUCAACUGCAGGCUCGAGAGAAAAUCCUUCGAUUAACCGUAACCUGGAGCAUAAUAGGGUGCCUGGGCUUAAAAAUAAUAAUAAUAAUGAAACACAGCUGCUGGGGCGGUGUGUGCAUGCUGUUUGUGCAGCAGGUGAUUUGAAUUGUAGUAUUCUAUAUUUUUAUAGGAAGCUUAUCUGUGUUACAUACAGUGCUGUCUGCUGGGCUUUAGUCUCAAUAAGGGAUGGUAAUUUUACGUAACAGACGGGCAACUGGUCCCCAAGGGUUAUUCCAGUCCAGGUUAUAGAGGUGUCAUUAUUUACUGAAAUUAGGCAUUUGAUCCUGAUCCACAUGUUGGUAUUUCUGUCCUUCAGUGCACAUGAUUGAUUACCAAAGACUCUUGGAAACCGGUCAGGCUGUUUUAUGAUUCUGCGUGCACUAGGAAGCAGUGGACCCUGUUGGAACAGCAACCUGGACUGGAAUAGCCCCUCUUUGCCCACCCUGGGAGGAAGGGAGAUGGUCAGAGGGAGAGUAGGUGGGUUCCUGCUGAUAAGAAGUUAAUUUGUUACUGUUUUAACAAGUUAUAAAUAUUAUUUGCAUUGCUGGCCAGCACACUGUCUUGCACACUUUAGUAAUAUGCCUUAUAGCCUCCUAUCACAGUCCACUGUACAGCUGCAGAAUCCCUCCCUCCCAUCCAAAACAAAGUGGUCCCAACAAAGAAACGUGUGCACUAGGUGAACUGUGAUUAGAUACUUCUUGUGCCGUGCUGGUACUGACAGGAAGAAGCACAGGUACUGGGAAGCUGUGAAUUGCUUCCCCACUGCAGCACUAAACAGUGCAGCUCGGUUCCUGCUUGCAAGCUAGCAGGGAUUUGUAGAACUGUAGAAAAAGGGUCUGUGUGUGAAUGUGAAAUACAAUAACAACCUUACCAACUCUAAAAAACACAGAUCCGGAACUGGAAUCCAUUAGCAGUGUAGGGCAUGAUGGUAAAUACAAAAGCUACUGUGUAGAAAAAGCAUUUAAAGCAGCACACAAAAUGCACUUUGUCAGCAUGCUAUAAAAUAUAAAUGUGUGCAUGCUUAGAGAAGGAUAAGCACCAGCCCAGGCGCCAGUGCUAGUAGACACACACAGCAUUACUGCUUGGCAGGGUGCGAUCUCAUAUUGGGUUCAUCAGCCCUGCCUUAGUGGGGUGGGUUGACUGCGAUGUACGGCACUUUCGGCUCCUUUAAGCUGUUUCCAAUGUGAAUAAUGAAUUCAGCAUGAAUGCACUUGGGGGCUAGGGAUUAGAAUGAAACUCAAUGACCUGAACUGCUUCACUUAGCUGCUGCUGCUGUAUGCUGCUGAACCAGGAAAAAAACUUUGCCAUGGUGUGGGAGAGGCUGCAGACCUGCAGCAUGAUGAUACUGCACUUUGUUACGCUUGAGUGUAAAUCUGCGCUUUUCAUUUUGGGCGUUAGAAGACUGGUAAUGUAAUCACAGCAAGAGGAAUGCUGACCACCAGUGAUUUUGAAAUUCCUGUUAAUUAACCUUUCCUUUCGUGAUUGUUAAUAUGAAUCUAGUAUUUCAUGCAGAAGUGUGCAAACCCAGAUUGUAUUUGUUUUUUUGUUUUUUUGGGAGGGGGGCAAGGUCUUUUGUAACAUUUCAAAACGUUCCUGGUUUGAAGUAAUGCUGCAUGGACAGAAUGAAGUGGAACAGUUGUGUGAGAGUGACCUGCGUGAUGGCUGUAUCCACACUCACACACACAUUGAUGCACAAACACUUUCAACACUGUAUAUAGAAGCAUUAGAUGCACAAAAACAACACCCAGCAUGAAGCAAUGAUUUGUUAAUGUUUCAAGAUUUUAAAAACAUCAUUAACUCCAGCCUCCAGUGCCACAGCCUUAUGGGGAGCACUGCUCUUGGACAGCCUGCAGGAACACUCGACAUGUCCAUUGAAAGGGCUGCUAACAGAAACAAAAACAAACAUUGAAUGGCUGAAACGUGCUCCAAUAUUAAAAUGUAAAGUGAUCCAAUCUGGAAAGUAGCUGCGUUGCAUUACGGUGGUCUUGCUGUGCAGGUAGGGUCUUGAGCAAGGCUAAGCUAGUAGAGCAGUGUGUGGAGGUAAUGGGACUGAUCGGGACUGCAUUUCUGUUAUGGUUGGCACUUGAUGUUCGUGCUCUGCAAAGGAUACCUUGAUCCCUGGCAUGUCCAUGAACAUGCUCAGUACAGUGUAUGGCAUAACUGUGGUUCACAAUCACAGGAGUCCAGCUUUUUGUUUUAAGCAGCUUUUAAACCAGUCCUGUCGGAGCCAAAUGGAAACAGGCUGACAAUUGAGCCUUUCGAGUUUUACUGCGUGUUUACUCAGUCAUAACUUUUAUUAUUUAAACAGAUUAUUAAUAUUUAGACAGUCAUGGUGCAUCUUAUAUCGAUGAUAUGUAUAACUCAGUAGUAAAUGCUGCUGUAACAGAUUCAUAUCAACCAAAAGAUGGACACACUGAUGUAUGUAUGCGUAUAUGUGUGUGUGUGUGGAAGUAAACCCAAUUCAAAUAUAUAUGGCUGGUUUCACAGAACCUGAUUAGCACUAAUCAUGGAUUACCUUGCCUAACAUUAGGAAGUUUAAGAUUGAUGUGAAAUUGAUUUUAAGAUUGAUGUCAUGUAUGUAUAAAUGGGGGAGGGGUGUUUGUAGUACUAAUUCUCUUGCUUUUUACCUUUUCUAAAAUAAUAAUAAUCAACUACAGUUCUGCAAACUGCUACCUUUGUUUCUGCCGUUGUUGAUGGCUUUCCCGUUUCCAAACAUUGCCUGUUGGGGAGCUAAUGACUUGUACAUAAUGUUUAUUUUAUGUGGUGAUACAAUGGUGUUGGAAGUAUAUUUAAGAAAAUAAAGGUCCUUUC
Polyodon spathula (Mississippi paddlefish) is the source of this 4288-nucleotide messenger RNA. Its product is annotated as calcium-binding protein 39-like. The transcript has 9 exons. NCBI's taxonomy places the organism in Eukaryota, Metazoa, Chordata, Actinopteri, Acipenseriformes, Polyodontidae. Gene Ontology annotation, molecular function: protein serine/threonine kinase activator activity. The record is from RefSeq and is a predicted model, not a curated record. The coding region runs from base 159 to 1190 and encodes 343 amino acids. Gene Ontology annotation, biological process: intracellular signal transduction.